Molecule: messenger RNA, 948 nt
Organism: Helianthus annuus (common sunflower)
Lineage: Eukaryota; Viridiplantae; Streptophyta; Magnoliopsida; Asterales; Asteraceae
Exons: 5
Coding region: 207-716 (169 amino acids)
Source: RefSeq, a predicted model, not a curated record
UCUUCAUCACCAUUCGCUGAAUUGAUGAACAUGAUGCGCUGAAUUGAGCGAAUUAGGUGACUAUCGUACUGGCGUCGUAUCCAACCCUAAUACGUAUUGACCCUUAAAAUUCGCUAUUAUUGCAAACGGAAUUCAGUGAAUUGGUGCAGAAGAACAGAUGAUCAUAUCAUCAUAACAUGUAACAAACUGGAGGACAGUGUUCAAUAAUGCUGCUGGGAAGGAGUAGAGGGAUAAUACGGAUUGUAACGUCAGAAAGAUUCAGACUUGCAGGCGGGAAACGCUUCUCUACGAAUAACAGACCAGCGACUAAACCGAACCAGAAUGGAGAGAAGGGCGAUCAGUCUUUGACUCACCGUGACUCGUAUCGAGACCUGGAAAAGCUCGACUUCAUGACUGCUGCCAAGAUUCUCUUCACCACUCCCCCUAAACAGAAGAAAUUUGGGCUUGAUUUUCAUCUAGUACAGCUCUUCUUUGUCUGUUUGCCUUCACUCGCUGUCUAUUUGGUUGCUCAGUAUGCCCGUCAUGAAAUGAAGAAAAUGGAUGUGGAGUUGGAGAAGAGGCAAGUUGAAGAAGCAAAGAAGAUGAAAGAAACUGAAGGGGAAGCGCUAACGUCUAAUCGACAGUUAUUGGAGGUAAAACAAAGGCUAGAUAACUUGGAAAACAGCAUCAAAGAAAUCAUGAAAGAAUCCAAAACCCAAAGAAACAAAGUAACAUGAAGGUGAUUGAACACAACAUUAGUUUAAAGUUAGUUUCAUAUCACAAUUUACAUCAUGUAUUUUAUUUCAUUCUUCACAUCGGUAAGCCUUGGCUUUGAGUUACUUAAUGUAAAGUAAGUUGUAAACCUUAUGGUGGAGAUUUUUGUAGUAACAUUUGACCCAACACCAUGGCUAACAGUGAGGAGCUUGUGCUUUUAAUAAUAAAAACCCAAUGCAAACCCUUUUGCAGUAA